AUGGCUGGCGGACGCAAAUCCAAACCUGCGGUGACCGCCUCACCGCGACAGACUCUGAUCCUCGACAACGGUGCACAUACGAUCAAGGCGGGGCUGAUUCCAACCAAAGAAUCGCCCGAUGCUGCUGCGGAUGGGGACGACAAGACACCCGACGCGGCGGCCUCGUCGGAUGCCGGCAAGCCCAAAAUUUCGAGGAUACCAAAUUGCAUCGCCAGAGACCGCCACCGUAAAACAUAUGUCGGCUCUGAGCUGAGCAAGUGCAAGGACUUUGGCGAGAUCGCUUUCCGUCGCCCGGUCGAGAAUGGCUACAUCGUUAAUUGGGAGGCGCAAAGGGAGAUUUGGGACCGCGAGCUUUUCGACAAGAAGACUGCUUCACAGCUAUGUGAUCCUUCCGAGACGAGGCUGAUACUGGCCGAGCAGCCGGGUGCUCUGCCUGCGUUGCAGACAAACUGCGACCAGAUGGUGUUUGAGGAGUUUGGCUUUGCCAGCUACUAUCGCGGCAUUGGCCCCGCUUUCAAUGCAUACCAUGACAUACAAAGCAUCUUCCACACCCCACCAGAAGCAAAUGCAGUCAAGCAGGUCCCCGCCGAGAUCAUGCUCCUGAUCGACUCUGGGUACUCGUGCACCACAGUGACACCCUUGCUCCGCGGCCGGCCAUUGCACUCGGCCGUGCGCCGACUCAACGUCGGCGGAAAGUUCCUGACCAACUAUUUGACGCGUCUGCUGUCGCUCCGACACUACGACAUGCGUAACGAUACGUAUAUUGUCAACGAGAUGAAGGAGAAAGCGUGUCGCGUGUCUUUGGAUUUCAAGUCAGAUCUCGAAAAAACGUGGAAGGGCACAAGAGGGGAAAGGCGAGAAUCAUACCUGACAGGGGGUGGGAUAGCAAAGGAUUACGUCCUGCCAGACUUUCACUCGCGCUCAGAGGGCAUAGUCCGCGACUACGAUCCACAGCGCGCCGCGGGACGCGCGAAACGGAUGGCCGCAGCUGCGCAAGACCCGGAAGCAUUUGCAGACGAAGACGUCCUGACGCUGAGGAACGAGCGGUUCGUCGUACCUGAGUUACUCUUCAACCCGUCCGAUACGGGUCUUCGACAGCCUGGUCUGGCCGAGCUAGUAAUGCAAUCGCUGUCAGAGCUUCCCAUCGGACUUUGGCCAGGUCUUUUGGCCAACAUUGUCGUCGUGGGCGGCAACGCUCUUUUCGACGGUUUUAUCCAGCGGCUGCAAAAGGAGGUCGUACAGCUGGUUCCCGACGAGUGCAUCGUCCGCGUUGCUAGACCAUUUGAUCCCAUCACGAGUACGUGGGAGGGUGCAGCCAACUUUGCGCGACACGAGCAUGCUGAAAAGCUCGCCGUCACGAAACAGGAGUACGAGGAGUAUGGGAGCCAAUGGGUUGCGAGGAAGUUCGCCCUUGGUUUAGCUGCCGACGACCUCUAG
Messenger RNA from Pyricularia pennisetigena, 1437 nucleotides. RefSeq lists its product as uncharacterized. Lineage: Eukaryota; Fungi; Ascomycota; Sordariomycetes; Magnaporthales; Pyriculariaceae. Gene Ontology annotation, molecular function: nucleosome binding. Gene Ontology annotation, cellular component: Swr1 complex. The record is from RefSeq and is a predicted model, not a curated record. The transcript has 2 exons. Bases 1 to 1437 code for a protein of 478 amino acids.